AUGCGGAGGUAUAUUCAACCAUCGGAUAGUUCUCCGCUCAUAUCAAUAAUUCCGAACAUUUCAUCGCCAAGAUCCCUAAAUACGAUAUUUCCAUGGGGAAAUGACAACUUUAUUGGUAACACUUGCCAGAAUUUCCCAACUUAUUUUAGAACAUUAACACCUGCAAUACCAAAUUCACCAGAAUUGGAAGCACUAUCUAAACUGCCAUAUGGAAUCGUCGUAGAACCAGGGACAGUCGGAAAAUUGCCAAGGGUCGAUUUAUCAAAUUCAACAAUUCCUCGUUGCAAUAAAUGCCAAGCAUAUAUCUCAUGUUUCUGUAAAGUCGAUGAAAGAAAAAAGCAAUGGAUUUGUGGUCUAUGCGGUGCAAAAACAAAUUUUCCAGAAAAUAUGCCAGAAAUUCCGCAAAUGCUAACUGGAAACAUGGUUUAUGAUGUUGUUGCACCUCAAGAUUACGUACAAAAAGCAUUUGUAAUGCCUUCUUUUGUUUUUAUUAUCGAUUUAUCAAGUCAGGCAGUUGAUUCGGGCUUCACAGCUCAAUUUAUACGAUCAGUCAAAUCAUCAGUUGAACAGUUAUCAGACAAAACAAAUGUUUGCGUCAUGACCAUCACAAAAUUCGCCUCAAUUUAUGAUAUCAAAGCCUGUAAAGAAGUGGUUGUGAUAGAUCCAGAAGAUUUUGUUGUUUCUCCGAAUUAUAUCGUUACUCUUCGCGAUUGCAGAAAAGAAUUUAACAAAUUAUUAGAUUUACUACUCAAAAAGCAUAGUCAUGGUCAAGGAAAUUGUCUAGGCAGUGCAUACGCAAUCGCCUGUUCCGCUUUAAGAAUUUAUGGCGGAAUUAUCAUUGCAGGAACAUGCACAACUCCUUCUAUUGGUCCAUAUGCUGUAGCAUCGAGGGUACAAGGCCAUACGACAGAAGACAGUGAAAUCCAGCUCUUACAUAUUCCAAAAAACAAUCAAUGUAAGAAAUACAUGGAUUUAGCACUUUUAAUGUCGAAAAGAGGUAUUUCAUUGCAUCUAUUUAUUUGUUCGAAGUCACAUGCCGAAGUAGCUGUCUCUGGACUUGCUUGUGGCUUAACUGGCGGAUUAUGCAGAUACUACAAAGAAUUUGAUCCACUCCAACUUCACAGUGACCUAUUUGUAUCUAUAACAAGCCGCUAUUUAUGGAAUGCAAGCAUGAGAUUAAGAGAAUCAGAUGGAAUCCAACAAACAAAGAUAUUUGGAAAUAUGACGAACUUCAAAGAUGGAAUAAGUAUCGCUGUAUUGCCAUCUAACGCAAGUUUGACUUUCGGAUUGACCGUAAAAAAGCCGAUCAAUAAUGCGAAAUUUCAGGCGGCACUUUUGUUUACAUCAUCCACGGGGAAGCGAAUAUUAAGGGUCUUCAACUUCGAAAUUCCGGUGACUUCGGAAAUUUCAGUGUUACAAUCAGGAUUCGACGAAGCAGCCUUAGGAACGUUUUUAGUUAAGUCUGCUACAUUAAAUAUUCUCUCUGCUGGAUCAAGAGAUAGUAUGGAAGGCAUGAAUCAAGCUUUCUGGGAAAUUGUGAACAGAAAUUCGAAAUUCAAAUCUUUACAUCAUAUUAUAUUCGGAAUAUUGAAGAAUAGAAUAUUCACUGAGAGCAUUUUGCCGAAUAUUGACUACAAAAUGGCCGCAAUUUUGAAUCUGAGAAUGACAUCUGUUUCUGAAACGAUUCUUUACGCAUAUCCUAUGCUGUAUGACAUAGAAAACAAGAAAACUUUAGCUCUAAGGAUCGAAAACAUUGCUUCUGGAAUCUUUGCCCUUGGAUGUUAUAAUAAUAUUUUAUUAUGGUGCACGAAUCCACUUCUUGAAGAAGAAUUUCGUAACCUCGUUGAUGAAAACAAUGAACCAAAAGGAAAUUUGGUUGAUUUCGUUACAAAUAUUCGCCAAUUGACAGGAAAAUAUUUGAGAAUCAUUGUUUUAUCAUAUGAAACAUCCAAAGAAUACAUAGAUUCACUAAUGAUCGAAACUUCUGCAAGGCCAAACUUCAAUUCUUGGAUUACCAGUCAAGUAUUGACGUAA
Messenger RNA from Trichomonas vaginalis G3, 2034 nucleotides. Its product is annotated as ER to Golgi vesicle-mediated transport. NCBI's taxonomy places the organism in Eukaryota, Parabasalia, Trichomonadida, Trichomonadidae. Gene Ontology annotation, cellular component: endoplasmic reticulum exit site; COPII vesicle coat. Gene Ontology annotation, molecular function: SNARE binding; zinc ion binding. The record is from RefSeq and is a predicted model, not a curated record. Gene Ontology annotation, biological process: intracellular protein transport; COPII-coated vesicle cargo loading; endoplasmic reticulum to Golgi vesicle-mediated transport. The transcript has a single exon. Bases 1 to 2034 code for a protein of 677 amino acids.